CUAGCUUCUUGUUACUACAAGACUAGGCAUUGCCAGGAAUUGCCCCAGGUAGGAUUGAUCUUUCGAGCUAUGGAGCCUGGUCCUCUUCAGUGGCGGCCUGGAUCCUACACAGAGGCAUGCCCACAUCCGGUGCCUGCCAACCUGCCGAGCUCAAGGCACCACCUACGAGAUGGCCUGCAACGCGGCUUGACGACCUUUGUGGUGCUUCAGCUCGUCCGCCGUUGGAAGCGGCGCACCCUUCGGGCCACGCGCCCUCUUCGUCGUCUCACGCGCCUUCGCGCAGGCGAGGGCCGUGCGACCAAGGAGGUGCUUUUGAAGAACGACGAGGAUGAGGAAGCCUCAGAACCCUUGGAGUAUCUCAGAGAAGAGGACGAACCCGAGAAAACUGAUGAGUCGGAGAGAGAGGAGAUGGCUUUGGCAGAGGCGGUUGAAGUGAGACCUGUGGUGAAGAAAGGCAAAGAGCGGAACGCCGACUUGGUCAAUCCACCUCUUCCAGAAGGCAUUCGACCCUACACUCCUGGUGAAGGCUAUGGAUCGAACGCGAUCCCCUUCGCCGGGAUCUCCCCGAAGACCUCCAUGCGCCGCAACCCUUCAAACCGGGCGAAGACCAUCGAGAUGCUGAAGGAGGCGAAAGAGAUCGCAGACCGGAAAAGCCAGGAGCUCGCGGAGCGUCGAAGUCGUUUGCCUUCGCAACGUCUCCCCGUCCCGGAGCAUCUCUUCAGCCAACUUGAGGAGAAGGGUUGGCUGGAGAUGUUGGAGUCCAAUGGACUUCAAGUGGAGCGGCUUGAGAUGGGAGACUCCAGGUGGGUACAUUUGCAAAUCUCCGGCGAGGAGGAGAAAGUGAGAGCAGGUGUCUUGAGGCUGAUGUCCAUCAUGGUGCCACCACGUGCCUCAGCCUAGCCACUUGGACCGCGGUGCUACGGUCCAAGCUUGCCGGAUCGCACCGGA
Durusdinium trenchii is the source of this 948-nucleotide messenger RNA. The record is from the annotation of a GenBank genome assembly. NCBI's taxonomy places the organism in Eukaryota, Dinophyceae, Suessiales, Symbiodiniaceae.